Messenger RNA from Synchiropus splendidus (mandarinfish), 2059 nucleotides. RefSeq names its product calcium-responsive transactivator-like. Gene Ontology annotation, cellular component: nucleus. Lineage: Eukaryota; Metazoa; Chordata; Actinopteri; Syngnathiformes; Callionymidae. Gene Ontology annotation, biological process: positive regulation of transcription by RNA polymerase II. The transcript has 9 exons. The record is from RefSeq and is a predicted model, not a curated record. Bases 255 to 1211 code for a protein of 318 amino acids. Gene Ontology annotation, molecular function: transcription coactivator activity.
AGUACUCGUCUGCUCUUUUCCUUAUUGAGUCAAUCAAGUUGCAGUGUAUCAUGAGCGAAGAAAUAUAUAUACUGAUUAUUGUAUUAUUAUAGUAUUUUCGUCGCUCUUAAGGAAGCAAAUCCUCAUUGAAAAUCUUACAUCGAGUGUGCCCCCCCCCUUGCACUUGCGAAUGGACGCGCCGUCGAGAAACCAAACACAGGGCUAAAAACAGUUAAUAAAAAAAAAGAGCGCCGUUUUAUUUCCCACAUGUCAGCAUGUCGGUGCCGCUGUCUCCGGCGCGUCCAAGAAGCAGAGCGGAUGUGACUCCUCAGGCCAUUCAAAAGAUGCUGGACGAAAAUCACCAGUUAAUUCAGUGUAUAAUGGAGCAGCAGAGCAAAGGCAAGACUGCUGACUGUGCACAAUAUCAGCAGCUCUUGCACCGGAACCUUGUGUACUUGGCCACGAUGGCAGAUUCCAAUCAGAACAUACAGUCUCUUCUACCUGCGCCUCCGUCGUCCAACAUGGGUGGAGGUUUCUCUGCGAGCAACAUGAAUGACAGCAUGCUCGCCGGCGUGCCCCCUGCGUCCAUGAUUCCGAGUCAGCUGAGUAACGCCUCCAUGUUGCACCAGCAGUCGGGUCCUCACUGCUCAGCCGCUCAGGCCGGAGCCCUCUAUCCGGGCCAGUCGGUGAUGGCUCAGGGAAGCGGUCAGAGGAGCACAGGAACGUACCGCGCCACGCAGGGUUCUGGUCAGCAGUAUGUGGGCCAGGAUGAGUUCUACGGAGACCAGUAUGGAUCCAUCAAAAGCUCCAACGAACCUUUGAACCAGUCGUUCUAUCCUGAAGGCCCCGGCGAGUUUUCAUAUCAGCAGUGCUCGUACGGAGAGCAGGGUUACGAGCGGCCCUACGAUGACUCGUCACAUUACUACGAAGGAGGUAACCCCCAGUACAGUCAGCAGCCCGCUGCGUAUCAGCCGCCCAGCCAGCAGCCCUUCGCCUCUCAAGGCUACAGCGGACAGGGAUACGGUGGGAGCCGCUCUCCUUGCAUUAAGAUUGAUGUUUUCACGUGUCAUGUUCUCUCUGUAGGACCAGGCCAGAGUGGAUCUCUGCAGUACUCCCAUUAUCCAUCCGCCCCAAACCAACAGUAUGGAUCCUAUCGAGGGUCUGGUUCUGGACCGCAGGCGCCAAGGUCCUACACAUAUGAGCAGGGUCAGUAUGGGAACUAUCAGCAAUAAUGCAGCUUAGAAAAACUCAGCGUUCACUCUUUAAAUCAACUCAGCACAGUGGUUCCUGAUAACCUGUGUGACCGUUGAUGGAAGCUCUGUUGGAUCAGUUGGAUCUUAAAGCCUCAGCUAAGCCUUAUGAAGGUGUUGCUUGGCUUUUACUAGUUUGAAUCUAAAUAAAUAAUUCGGGGUUGUAGGUCUUCCUAGUAGGACUCAAAUGUAUCUCAUAAAGGUUCAGAGUUCGGCCUUCUUUUUUACUUGUUGCUUCUAAAGUGGUAGCACACUGGAAACAUCUGAUAAGGUAGUUUACUUAAAACAAGGGAUAAUUCAUCAGAGAGGUUUCGUGACAACCGCUUCAGAGCACUGAAAUAUAUUGUGUCCUUCAUUACAGAGUGGUUCUGAACAUACUGUAUUUGAAAUGUUUAUUAUAAGCAGCUGACAGGUUUCUCUGCAUUGGUUUUAAAAUCUAUUCACAAGUUCACAAAAACAUUUUUUCCCGUUUGGCUUUAAGUGGAGGGUCCGAGAUGAGGAUCAGAGCCUCUUAACUGGUGCUGGUCCCUCUUGGAUUCAGCAUGAGACUCUUUAGCUUUUCAGGAGGAGGGUUUGUUUUGGUGUCAUGAACAACUGGACUGGAAGCAGAACUGCUGCUCCUCCACACCCAGAGAAGCCUGGAUUCAGUACCAUAGUAUUUAUGAAAAGUUUUCUGUGCCAUGAAGGCGACUACCAUUGUUCAUUUAUUUAUCCUUCACUGUUCAUUUGAGAGCUGUUUCAGAACGCUGUAUCAUAUUUUGAAGUACUUGUUGGGCCUUCAUGUCUGAUGCUGUAAAUUUGGUUACUUUGUUAUACAAAAUAAACCUUGU